AUGGUCAAAGAAACAAAAUUAUAUGAUCUAUUGGGUGUCAGCCCCUCAGCCAACGAUCAAGAGAUAAAGAAAGGUUACAGAAAAGCUGCAUUACAGUAUCAUCCAGAUAAACCUACUGGUAACACAGAGAAAUUCAAGCAAAUUUCAGAAGCUUAUGAAAUUUUAAGUGAUUCCAAUAAGAGAGAAGUUUAUGAUCAAUAUGGUCUUGAAGCUGCUAGAUCUGGUGGUCCAUCAUUUGGUGGUGCUGGUGGUGCAGGUGGGUUCCCUGGUGGAGCUCAUUCAUUCAGUAAUGAUGAUGCUUUUAAUAUCUUUUCACAAUUCUUUAGCGGUGGUGAUCCAUUUGGUGGACACAGUGCUGGUGGAUUUGGUGGUAUGCCUGGUGGAAUGGGCGGUAUGGGCGGAAUGCCAGGUGGUAUGGGAGGUAUGCCAAGUAUGGGAGGUAUGGGAGGUAUGCCAGGUGGAUUUAGAUCUGCUACAGGAGCUUCACAACGUCCUGAAGAAGAAGUUGUUACAGUUAAUUUGCCCGUCAGUCUAGAGGACUUAUUCACAGGUAAGAAGAAAUCAUUUAAAAUUGGUAGAAAGGGACCAGGUGGGAGUCAAGAAAAAAAGCAAAUUGAUAUACAAUUAAAACGUGGUUGGAAAGCUGGUACUAAGAUCACAUAUAAGAAUGAAGGUGAUUUCAACCCACGCACAGGAGGUAGAAAGACAUUACAAUUUGUUCUACAAGAAAAGGCACACCCACUAUUUAAGAGAGAUGGGGAAAAUUUAUUGUAUACAGUACCAUUAAGCUUCCAAGAGUCUUUAUUAGGGUUUUCCAAGACAGUUCAAACCAUUGAUGGUAGAUCAUUAUCAUUAUCUAGGACUCAACCGAUCCAACCAACAGAAACUACAACAUAUCCAGGGCAAGGUAUGCCGAACCCUAAAAACCCUAACCAAAGAGGAGACUUAAUCAUAACAUACAAGAUUGAUUACCCAAUUUCAUUAUCAGACGCUCAAAGGCAAGCCAUCCAGCAAAACUUCUGA
Naumovozyma dairenensis CBS 421 is the source of this 1023-nucleotide messenger RNA. It is a transcript of the gene SIS1, whose product is annotated as type II HSP40 co-chaperone SIS1. Gene Ontology annotation, cellular component: cytosol. Gene Ontology annotation, molecular function: protein-folding chaperone binding. NCBI's taxonomy places the organism in Eukaryota, Fungi, Ascomycota, Saccharomycetes, Saccharomycetales, Saccharomycetaceae. The transcript has a single exon. Gene Ontology annotation, biological process: translational initiation. Bases 1 to 1023 code for a protein of 340 amino acids. The record is from RefSeq and is a predicted model, not a curated record.